Messenger RNA from Tetrahymena thermophila SB210, 1386 nucleotides. Its product is annotated as ubiquitin family protein. Lineage: Eukaryota; Ciliophora; Oligohymenophorea; Hymenostomatida; Tetrahymenidae. Gene Ontology annotation, biological process: protein ubiquitination. The transcript has a single exon. The record is from RefSeq and is a predicted model, not a curated record. Gene Ontology annotation, molecular function: protein binding; ubiquitin protein ligase activity.
AUCAUAAUAAAAAAGAGACUUAACUAUAUUAAUAAAACAAUAUUAAAUAGAAAUCAAGACAUAACUUAUAUAAAAUAAUAAAUCAAAAAAAUAAAUUAUAAAAACCUAAAACAACAUAGAACGAAUAUGGAAAAAAUGUAGUCAAACAUAUAAGAGAGCUAAUCUGUAAAAUCAUAAUAAAAUUCAUCAAAAAAUUGCUUGAUAUGUUAUAAAAAAGUAAGUAAAUCUGCUCGAAAUUACUUUAAGUUAAAAGAAUGCUCACAUAGAUUUCAUAAAGAAUGCUUAGUAAGCUACAUGUAAAGGGUAGAAAGUAAUUAAAAAUACAGCUGUUGCCCAAAUUGUAAGAAGCCUUACAAUUCUGAAAAAAUUUUAAAAUAAGGCAUUUAACUAGAAUGCAAUAUUGAAUGCGUAAUAUGCUAUUCAUCAUAUACGUAGGAGAAUAUACCUUGCUCUUUGCCAUGCAAUCACUUUUUUCAUAAAGAUUGCUUAGUUAAAUGGAAUGAGAGUUGCAAAUCUGAAACUUCUCCUUGUCCAUACUGCAGAAAAAUGUAUGAAGAAAAGGAUAUUUUACUGAGAUGGGAUGUUUUUGCAAAGCUUUAAAAAUUGAAAGUAAGCUCAAACGAACCUAAAUCUUCUUAAUAAGAAGAAGUGUUUGAGGAGAGCACAAUAUCAAGUAUUUCUUCUAUGGGAUUAGAUUUAAGCUAGAUUGAAUCAUCUACAAGUAGAAGUGAUACAACAAUGAUUGAGGAAUAAAUUUCAGGUACUUUCUUUUAAGAGAUUUCAUAAAAAAUAAAUGAGGAUAAAUAAGAAAAAAUUUCUUCAGAUUAACUAAAAAAGUAGAGCGAAUCACCAAAAAACCAAUCAAUAUAAACAAAUAAUGAAUAAACUUAAAAUAGAUAAAAUUAAUAAGCAGAGAAAAUUUCCUUAAAUAGUAAAUAACAAAGUAAUUAAUUAGAUAUUAUACAUGAAGAAGAUCUCGAAUAUAAAUCAAAAAGUAAUUAAAAUACUAAAAAAUAAACUGAAAAUAGUUAAUAAAACCCAAAAAUAGAAAAUAAAAUUGAUGAAAAAUCAUAAUGUCAUAUUUUGAAAUCAAAUAAAAACUAGCAUCAAAACGAAUUUCAAAUAUUUGUAAAAGAUUUAAAUGGAUAAACAUUUAUAGUGAAUGUUUCUCCAAUGUUAAAAGUAAAAGAAUUUUCUAAUAUGAUAAGUCAAAGAUCUAAUAUUGAAACGGAGUAGCUCAGAUUUAGUUGUUAAGGUAAGAGCUUUUCAGUUUAAAACAAUUCUGAAGAAUUAUUAGGAAAUUUAAAAGUCGAAAAAAAUUCAAUAGUCCACUUAUUAUUAAGGCUUAAAGGAGGUUUCAAUUAAGAACAACUCUAAUUUAUUUGA